AUGCCGUUCGCUGCAAUAGACCGAGAACAAUUCCCACCUACUCGUCUCUCUUGUCGCCUGUGGGACCUCGUUGUCCCUUCCAAACACCUACUUUUCACUUUUCCUUUCUUCAGAAGACCCAGCACUGCCCUUCCUAAGCAAAAAAAUCAAAAAAAUCGACGUGUUUCUGAUCCGGCGGAAAUAUAUAAAUUAAGCCGAAAUCGGCUUUUUUUUUUUUUUUUUUUUUUUUUUUUUUUUUUUUUCUUUUUUUUUUUUUCUUUUUCUUUUCUUCUUUCUCUCUUUUUUCUUUUUCUCUUCUCUUUUUUCUCUUUUUCUUUCUUUUUUCUUCUCUUUUUUUUUUUUCUCUUUUUUCUCUUUUCUUUUUUUCUUUUCUCUUUUUCUCUUUCUUUUUUUCUUCUUUUUCUCUUCUCUUUUUCUCUUCUCUUUUCUCUUCUCUUUUUUCUUUCUCUUUUUUUCUUCUCUUUUUUUUUCUUCUCUUUUUUUCUCUCUUUUCUCUUCUCUUUUUUCUUCUUUUUUUUUCUUUUUUCUUCUCUUUUUCUAAAAUUUUUCUCUUCUUUUUUCUCUUCUCUUUUUCUUCUUUUUUUCUUCUCUUUUUCUCUUCUUUUUCUCUUCUCUUUUUUUUUCUCUUUUCUUCUCUUUUUUUUUCUCUUUUUUUUUUCUCUUUCUCUUCUCUUUUUUCUUCUCUUUUUUCUCUUCUUUUUCUCUUCUUUUUUCUCUUCUCUUUUUCUCUUCUCUUUUUUCUUCUUUUUUUCUUCUCUUUUUCUUUCUUCUCUUUUUCUCUUCUCUUUUUCUUUUCUCUUUUUCUCUUUUUUUUUCUCUUCUUUUUCUCUCUUUUUUUCUUCUCUUUUUUUUUUUUUUCUUUCUCUUUUUUUUUCUUUUCUUCUCUUUUUUCUCUUCUUUUUUUUUUCUCUUUUUUUCUCUUCUUUUUUUUUUUUCUCUUUUUUCUUCUUUUUUCUCUUUUUUUCUCUUCUCUUUUUUCUCUUUUUUUUCUUUCUUUUUUCUCUUCUCUUUUUUUCUCUUCUCUUUUUCUCUUCUCUUUUUUUUUUCUCUUUCUUUUUUCUCUUCUCUUUUUUUCUCUUCUCUUUUUUCUCUUCUUUUUUUUUUUUUUUUUUCUCUUCUCUUUUUUCUCUUUUUUUUCUCCUUUUUUUUUUUUUUUUUUCUUCUUUUUUUUUUCUCUUUUCUCUUUCUUUUUUUUUUUCUCUUUUUCUCUUCUCUUUUUUCUCUUUUUCUCUUUUUUUCUCUUCUCUUUUUCUCUUCUUUUUUUUCUCUUCUCUUUUUCUCUUUCUUUUUUCUCUUCUCUUUUUCUCUUCUCUUUUUUUCUUUUUCUCUUUUUCUUUUCUUUUUCUCUUCUCUUUUUCUCUUCUCUUUUUUCUCUUCUCUUUUUUCUCUUCUCUUUUUUCUCUUUUCUUUUAA
Acanthosepion pharaonis is the source of this 1413-nucleotide messenger RNA. The record is from the annotation of a GenBank genome assembly. Lineage: Eukaryota; Metazoa; Mollusca; Cephalopoda; Sepiida; Sepiidae.